AUGAAUUUUCCCAAGGUCCUUCAGAACUGUUCCAAUCUAACAGAGCUAUCGCUACGCACAGCAGACCCAAUCCCGGUCUAUAAGAUGGUUAUGGAUAAUAUCAACGAUUCGCUAAAGCUUGGGACACUGGAGCUCGGUCCUAUAGACGAGGUAACGAUUGUCAAGCUCGGGAGAGGCGAUAUCCAGACAACGGAAGUCUUGAUGCGCAGCGUCCAGUAUCUACAUCUACCCUAUCUGACCCUCAUCCAAACAGGACACUUUACUCGAUUGUCGACGACGUCUCCUCCUUCCGAGGAAGAUGUGCCUCUGCUAGUUAGCCUCAAGGAUGGAAAUUAUAAUUUGGAACACUACAACGCGUUUAUGGCGGGACUUGUAGCACAGUUCAAGGUCUUCGAGGGGAUCCAGGGAGCCGAGACCCAUCUCAAAUUUGUGGAGCGGGACAUUGGGCCGCUCGUGGACGACACCAUCACGUUUAUUCAGGGCCAGCAAUAA
Messenger RNA from Gamsiella multidivaricata, 492 nucleotides. RefSeq lists its product as uncharacterized. Bases 1 to 492 code for a protein of 163 amino acids. The transcript is spliced from 2 exons. Lineage: Eukaryota; Fungi; Mortierellomycota; Mortierellomycetes; Mortierellales; Mortierellaceae. The record is from RefSeq and is a predicted model, not a curated record.